Messenger RNA from Fonsecaea erecta, 2844 nucleotides. RefSeq lists its product as hypothetical. Lineage: Eukaryota; Fungi; Ascomycota; Eurotiomycetes; Chaetothyriales; Herpotrichiellaceae. The record is from RefSeq and is a predicted model, not a curated record. Gene Ontology annotation, molecular function: ATP-dependent chromatin remodeler activity; ATP binding. The transcript has 3 exons. The coding region runs from base 1 to 2844 and encodes 947 amino acids.
AUGACAUCAUUCAAACGAACCGCCGACUACCUCGAUGACUUUGAAUAUGCCGCCGACCUCGACGACCCCUUCUCGUCUCAAUCUUAUUCCUCACAGCAGUCACACAGCUUCGAUGACGGCUCAUCACCAGAUCUCGAUGUUGGUGCUCGUGAUUGGAACCAUGUCUGGAACGAAUUAAUUGGAGAUCCAAGCUACCAGUCCGGCAUCUACUAUGCGGACGAGGACCUCACAGCAAACAAUUUCUUUCCUGCUAUCCACAAUGUGCAGGACAACAUCGAAUCUUUGUUAGUGAAAGACUUUGGAAUACCUCUCUUUGAAAAUGCAGAUGGACUGCAAAUAGACCAGGGAGACACGGUCGGUCAGCCGCAAAACGAUUUCAAUCGGUGCUAUGGCAUGAUUCACCGUGCCAAAUCUAAGCUUCAGGGGGUUAUGUCAGACGUGUCACGAGCUCUGAGGGAACAGGGAUGUCAGGCUGGGACACAUUUUAUCCUGGACGUUAUUUGCGUUCACGAUGAGCUUUAUGUCUGCAUUCCAGGUGGCAUGCGGAUUGCAAAUCUCAACGUCCACUUGACCGUAGCACUGGUGGAGCAGGUCAAAGCACGAACGAUCCGACUUGAAGCUCUCGUCCACCGAAGGACGAUAUUCGAAGAUAUCGGAGCUGCCACAAAAGCAAAGGAGGCGGUCACAACCAUCAAUAUUAACGUCUAUGGGACUGAAGAAUCACAAGACUCCGUUGGACGCCAUUUAUCUGUGAAUAAAAUAUGGCUACAACGACCUGAUUGGAUAAGGCCGAAUUCUACAUAUGACAAUCCGCACGUCUUCAAGUUUGGCACGGGCCAGCAUCAGAGUGAACUGGAGAUACCUAGCCAAAUUCAACAGACCUCUGGAACUUCAGAAUUCCAAGGCUCGGUUGAGCAGAUGUACUCGAUGCUGACGCGCGACUCGCAUCUCAAGGGCUUAGCUGGUGAUGCUCGCCUUCGCACCCCGCUUCUUCACCACCAGGAGAAGGCGCUUGAUUUCAUGAUACAACGAGAGACAGGUCCUAUUGCAGUGGAAUUUCAGCUAUGGGAGGCCACAACUGUUGAAACGGAGCCCUGGUACCGCCACAAAAUCACAGGGAUACGAUCUCGGACUGUCCCAGCUGAAGAAGGUGGUGGGAUUUUGGCCGAUGAAAUGGGCAUGGGGAAAACCCUCUCGAUGUUGGCUUUGAUUGUUCGGACUCUGGAUGAGGCAACGAAGUGGUCGAACGAACCUGAUGUUCACAUUGCAGAGGAAAUCCUGCCCACCAAAAUUCUUUCGAGGGCGACAUUGGUUGUUGUGCCCUCUCCACUACUACUGGAUACUUGGGAAGGUGAGAUCCUGAGUCACGUCAACCUGCCAUUGAAGAUCCUGAAGUAUCACGGCUCUGCGAGAACCAAUGACCCGAGAGUCAUGGCCGAUUCCGACAUUGUCUUGACCACUUACCAUACGAUCAUCGCCGACAAGCACAGAUCGGAUCCUGCCACCGAGAUCGCUUGGUAUCGCAUCGUCCUGGACGAGGCACACUUCAUCCGGAGAAAUUCCACCUUUCUACACAAAGGAGUUGCCGAGCUCGACGCAAAAUUUCGCUGGUGUCUGACCGGCACGCCUAUACAAAACACCCUGGAUGACAUCGGCUCACUGUUCGCUUUCAUCAAGAUCUUUCCGUUUGACAGACUGGGAGUCUUCCGCAAAUACAUCACGGCCCCGUUCAACGAAGGGGGAAUUCGGCGCCUGGAGGGCCAACAGAAUCUGGUCCGACUGUUCGAUUCAAUCUGCAUCCGACGUACCAAGGAACAUCUGAACUUAACUGUCCCUGUUGAGACGCCACGCAAAGUCUGGUUUUCUCCUGAAGAGCGCGAGCAGUACAAAAAGACGAAGGAGGACAUGAAACGAGCAUUGCAGCAUCUCGUAGGGGCAUCCGAGAGCCGGAGCAGAUUCAGCAUGUUCCAAGCUCAGCUACAACUACGACUCCUCUGCAACCACGGGACUUUCCAGCAUCAGUUCCACUGGGCCAGAAGUAGGAACACCCGGGAUGCUAGAGAAGAUGCGCUAACCUCUGCGGGCACCGACGGCGAGGUCAAGUGUUCGGCCUGUGAACAGACUGUGCACGCGAUGCUCUCCAACCGGGCCUCCGGCCUGUCCGACCAGUGUGCACAUGUUUUGUGCGCAGAGUGCAAAGAGGGCACAGGCGACGGCUGUCCUGUGUGUGAGGCGACAUUCCGACCUCUGAAACAUCACCGCCACCACACAACCGCCGGAGAGAUAUCACAGUCGCGCUUACACGAAGGCGGCCUCCGCCCCAAGGGUUACUCGUCGAAAAUGGUCGCCCUGACCGAAGACCUGACGAGCGCCGCCGCCGCCGGCGACAAGAGCAUCGUCUUUUCGUGCUGGACGACAACGCUGGACCUGAUCGGCCAGCAUCUGCACGCGGCGGGGAUCGCGUUCGCGCGCAUCGACGGCGAGCACUCGGUCGAGCACCGGCAAGCCGUGCUGGCAUGCUUCGAGAGGGAUCCGUGCAUCCCCGUACUGAUCAUGACCACGGGCGUGGGCGCCUUCGGUCUGAGCAUCAUCGUCGCGAACCGCGUCUUCCUCGUCGAGCCGCAGUGGAACCCCAGUGUCGAGGCCCAGGCCAUCGGCCGCACCAUCCGCAUCGGCCAGCAGAAGGCCGUCGUGGUCACGCGCUACGUCGUCGAGAACUCGGUCGAGGAAGACAUCCAGGUGCUACAGCAGCGCAAGCGCGGCAUCGCAAAGAUGACCACCAAAGACCUGAAGCCGGCGCUGGCGGACACGUACAUCAAGUCUGAGUACAGGGCGUUCGAUUGA